GGAGUGGGACAGCCGGGUAGCUGCAGCCCACUCCAGCCGGCAGGGAGCCUCCCGGAGCGCAUCUCGCCCGCCAUGCCUGCCGAGGGAGAGCUGCUGAGCGAGGCGGCCGGCGGCCCAGAGCCCCGCGAGCCGCAGGAUCUGCGACAGGUCCCGCACAUCCUGCAGCACGGCCACCGUAAGGAGGAUCGCACCGGCACCGGCACCAUCUCCGUCUUCGGCAUGCAGGCGCGGUACAGCCUGAGAGAUCAGUUUCCACUGCUAACAACCAAGAAGGUGUUCUGGAAAGGAGUGCUGGAGGAGCUGCUGUGGUUUAUCAAGGGUUCUACGAAUGCAAAAGAGCUCUCUGCAAAGGGUGUGAAGAUUUGGGAUGCUAAUGGAUCACGUGAGUUCCUGGAUAAGCAAGGUUUCAGCACCAGAGAGGAGGGAGAUCUGGGACCAGUUUAUGGUUUCCAGUGGAGGCACUUUGGAGCAGAAUACAAAGAUAUGCACACAGAUUACUCCAACCAAGGAGUUGAUCAGUUGCAAAAAGUGAUCGAAACGAUCAAAACCAAUCCAGAUGACAGAAGAAUCAUUAUGUGUGCUUGGAAUCCCAAAGAUAUUUCUCUGAUGGCUUUGCCUCCAUGCCACGCGCUUUGCCAGUUCUAUGUUCAAAACGGUGAACUGUCUUGCCAACUCUAUCAGAGGUCUGGAGAUAUGGGACUAGGAGUGCCUUUCAAUAUUGCCAGCUAUUCACUGCUCACAUACAUGAUUGCCCAUGUCACAGGGCUGAAGCCUGGGGAGUUCAUACACACAUUAGGAGAUGCUCACAUAUAUCUGAAUCAUGUGGAACCUCUAAAAGUUCAACUUCAGAGGGAGCCAAGACCUUUCCCCAAACUCAGAAUUCUUCGUAAGGUUGAAGACAUCAGUGACUUCAAGGCAGAAGACUUUCAGAUUGAAGAUUAUAAUCCUCAUCCACCUAUUAAAAUGGAGAUGGCUGUUUAAUGCUAUAAACCAGCUUCUAUUAAUGGGAAAAUGUACCUAAGCUACUUAGUUUUUUCUGUACUUAAAGUGGUGAGGGUUUUAUAUACUUAAAAAGAUACAAACUUUAUUACUGAAAAAGAAACAUA
Mesitornis unicolor (brown roatelo) is the source of this 1106-nucleotide messenger RNA. It is a transcript of the gene TYMS, whose product is annotated as thymidylate synthetase. Gene Ontology annotation, biological process: dTMP biosynthetic process. The coding region runs from base 73 to 981 and encodes 302 amino acids. The transcript has 7 exons. The record is from RefSeq and is a predicted model, not a curated record. Gene Ontology annotation, molecular function: thymidylate synthase activity. Lineage: Eukaryota; Metazoa; Chordata; Aves; Mesitornithiformes; Mesitornithidae. Gene Ontology annotation, cellular component: mitochondrion; cytosol.